Solanum tuberosum (potato) is the source of this 2698-nucleotide messenger RNA. Its product is annotated as aspartic proteinase-like protein 2. The transcript is spliced from 11 exons. Gene Ontology annotation, molecular function: aspartic-type endopeptidase activity. The record is from RefSeq and is a predicted model, not a curated record. The coding region runs from base 207 to 2318 and encodes 703 amino acids. Gene Ontology annotation, biological process: proteolysis. NCBI's taxonomy places the organism in Eukaryota, Viridiplantae, Streptophyta, Magnoliopsida, Solanales, Solanaceae.
CAACCCAAAGCACUAGGAGUAAUUAUCACGACAAAAACAAAGAAAAAAGAAGACGUGAAGUCAACGUUCGACCCACUCCCUUCUCCGCGCCUUUGCUUAAGCUUAAUUCCUUGUAUGUAUUUGGUAAUAACAUCACUUUUUUGGGCAGGUGAACUGUUUACACUGUCCAUUUGCACCGAUUUACCCGACUCAUAAUUUGACCUCAAAUGGCAUGGCAACAGUUCACCAUUACUCUCGUGAGCCUCUCGUUGAUCUCUCUGUUGAUACGUUACGGCGUCGUUUCCGGUAUCCGAAUUUCUGAUGUUUCCAAUAUCAGCUCCGGUUUCCUCCCUUCGCCGGCGGACGGCAGCCGUCACACAAACAUGUUACUUCCGCUUUUUCCUCCGAAAGACACUUCUCGCCGUGCUGAAAUCUCCCGUCGGCACCUCCAGAAAAGCCCCGCCAGUGCUCGCAUGUCUCUCCAUGAUGAUCUCCUUAUCAACGGAUACUAUACAACUCAUAUUUGGAUUGGAACACCACCACAGAAGUUUGCUCUUAUUGUUGAUACAGGCAGUACUGUUACUUAUGUUCCUUGCUCUUCAUGUGAAAAGUGUGGCAACCAUCAGGAUCCUAAGUUUCAGCCGGAAAAGUCAAGCACUUAUCAAUCUGUGAAAUGUGAUAAGACUUGUCCCUGUGACCUUAAGAGGCAGCAAUGUAUUUAUGAGAGACGGUAUGCUGAGAUGAGUUCAAGUUUCGGGUUGCUUGGAGAGGACGUCAUAUCUUUUGGAAAUCUAAGUGAGCUUGGACCACAACGAGCUGUUUUUGGAUGUGAAAUUGCGGAAACUGGUGAUCUUUACAGCCAACGUGCUGAUGGAAUAAUGGGCUUGGGUCGAGGGGAUGUCAGUAUAGUUGAUCAACUUGUUGGAAAACAUGUAAUCAGUGAUUCUUUCUCCUUGUGCUAUGGAGGGAUGGAUUUUGGUGGUGGGGCGAUGGUUCUUGGUGGAAUAAAACCCCCUGCUCACAUGGUCUUUACCAAAUCAUAUUUUGGUCGCAGCCCGUACUACAAUAUUGAGCUGAAGGAGAUACAUGUAGCUGGGAAGCCGCUGAAAGUAAAUCCUCAGGUUUUUGGUGGAAAACAUGGGACUAUUCUUGAUAGUGGUACCACCUAUGCUUACCUUCCAGAAGCAGUAUUUGUAGCUUUCAAGAGUGCUGUAAUGAAAGAGCUUCAUUCUCUAAAACAGAUCAAAGGGCCUGAUCCUAGUUUUAAUGAUAUCUGCUUUUCAGGGGCUGGAAGCGACGUGUCACAGCUCGCAAAGAACUUUCCGCCUGUUGAUAUGGUUUUCAGUGAUGGAAAUAAACUAACUAUCUCUCCUGAAAACUACUUGUUCCAGGUAGGCAUCUUAUUCUUCUUUAGUACUUUGUUAUUUAUCUUGCCUGAUGCUAUUUUGGCUUCAGAUCCACUGGCUUCUUUUUCUUUUUACUAUUUUGUAUUGAUUAUUUCCCCCCUUUUCCAAUGUAACUUGUAUGCUUUAAAGCAUUUCAAAGUACGUGGUGCUUAUUGCCUAGGAAUUUUCCCGAAUGGAAAGAAUCCAACUAGUCUUCUUGGAGGAAUCGUUGUUCGCAACACUCUUGUAACUUACGAUCGUGAAAAUGAAAGAAUUGGUUUUUGGAAAACUAAUUGUUCAGAGCUAUGGGAUAGACUGAAUUUAUCUCCUCCUCCACCUCCAUCUCCAUCUACACCAGUGCUUUCAGACUUGCAUAACCCAAACUCCACUGCACAUAUGUCUCCUUCACCAGCUCCUAGUGGACCUCCUCGGUACGAUAUACCUGUGGAGAUUGAAAUUGGGCUCGUUACAUUUUACAUGUCACUAAGUGUCAACUUCUCAGAGUUGAAGCUACGGAUUCCAGAACUUGCCCAUUCCAUUGCCCAAGAGUUGGAUGUUAAUGUUUCACAGGUUCGCUUAAUGAACUUUUCAACAAAGGGAAAUGAUUCCCUCACUAAAUGGGGUGUCUUUCCAGCAGGAUCUACAGACCUUAUGCCAAAUGCCACUGCAAUGGAAAUAAUAGCUAGGUUGGCUGAACAUCAUCCUCAUCUAAAGGAUUCCUUUGGAAGUUAUAAAUUGUUCAAUUGGGGCAUUGAACCUCCACCAAAAAGGAAGCAUUGGCCGCGAAAUUACUUGCCCCUAGUAGUACCAUUUUUAGUUGUUUUGAUAGUUGGACUAUCAGCUCCUAUUGGAUGGUUAAUUUGGAGGCGAAGGCAAGAACGGGCUCUAACUUAUGAACAGGUUGGAAGUGUUGAAACUGUUACUCACGAGCAAGAACUACAGCCGCUAAAAUGAAAGGGAAUUAUUUGCCAAGGAUGGUUCAUGGUAAAAAGGAAAUUUUGAAGUGGAAGUGUUGAUCUCUUAUACAGACAGAUUCAUGAUUUGAAUUUUAUGGGUUCGAGUUCGGAAUUCUACCCCAACCCAUAUGGUUGUUUAUUGGGUUUGCGAUCUAUUAUUUGUACUUCAGUAAAAAAAUAAUUUACACAUAUAUAGGGUUAGGAACUUAGGAUAAGUUAAAUCUGUCCUUUUGUUCUUCAUACCACUACCACAUCGUAUGCUGCUUCUUUCUCUAUUCUUAUUGUGGUGUAUUUCAUGACAGUUUAUGCACACAUUCAUUUUUCUAUCAGGUGCCUGUAUUAUUUUACCUGCAUAAAUACCAAAGUAUAUUUAUGAAA